AUGGUUUUCCUUAAGAGUUUAGUGUUAAGGAAAAGUGAUACUAGCGUAAUUUCUUAUAGUUCUAAACCCCAUGUGUAUUCCCACGUAGUUCCUAAAUCAGUCAAGGACAACCAUCACCGCAACGAUGUCAUCAAUGUGGACAACCAAACUGGCGCAACCAGAACUACCACUAAAACCGAGUUCUAUGCGCGUAAUUUGAGCAUUAUAAUUAAUCAAAGUGAUAGUGGUGACAUUACAAAGGAAAGUGUGACGAAUUUUGCGACUACGAAAGUCAACAGUACGAUUUUCGAGGCGGUCAAACGAGGGAAGGUAGCGAAUAAGAACAGGACCAGCGAUGAAAAAAGGGAGAGAUUAAAGAGCAUCCACUUGUCCAUGCCAUCGGCGCAUGCACAGGAUACAGAUUCAUCAAGAGGUAUUGGAGAAGAACAUAAAGAUGAAAACACCAAAAUUUUGUCCAAGCUGGAUGAUGUGGAGCAGAAUAUGAAGGAAAAUCAACUUCGAGUGUAUGGUGUUCCCGAAAAUACUGCUAAUGUCAAUGAGCACCUCAAAGGCAUCUUUGACACGAAAUUGGAGUUGAAAAACAUUCACAUUGAGUAUUCCUACAGGAUUGGGAAAAGUAGUAACGAAACGAUAAAGCCUAGACCUGUUCUUGUCAAAUUUGGAAAUACUUUUGACAGGAAUCAGGUAUUUUUCAACAAAAAGAAGUUCAAAAAUUCUAGCAUCUCAGUUACAGAGGAGCUUACCAAGAAAAGAUACGAAUUACUUAUUUUUACUAAAGGAAAAUUAGGAAAGGAGAAAGUUUGGACCGUAGGAGGUAAGUCUAUCCAAGAAACAUUCAACUGCAAUAACUUUCAUCUGAAUCGAAGAUAUGGCGGUAAUACGGAGCAAUUUUGUCUUGAGGUUGCUGUGGUGGAUACACUAAAGUCAUCCAGCCUAAUUGAUCUUGAAGAUUCAGAUGAAGAUGAAUUCGAAACCAAUGGGUCGGUUUUGAACGAUGAGUUUCAACUUCACUCAAAACUUCAACUCAAAAAACCAAGGACUCAAGGAAAACAGAAGGACAACUCAUCAGAAAAAACGGUCAUCGUUGACGAGCACCCUGCUGCCUCACCGCCUCCCAAUCUACGUGAAGUACCACCCUCCUGGAUCGUCGCGGCGUUGGCAGCAGCAGCGUUGGCAGGCGUCGUUCUCGGCCUGGCCUCGUGUCUGCUGCUGCGCCCAUUGUGUCCAACAGAGCGGCAGGACGUACCCGGUACUCCCCACAACGAUCCAGUGUCCUCCAACUUCGAUUCAUCCGCAGUCACUCCCAAGAAAAUCCUGAUAACUCCGGAAAACUGGUUGAUUAACCUUAACACAACAACAAUACCACCUUCCAGUAAGGAAUUACUAGCCUUGGAACCAUCAUUUGCUUUGCCUUAUAACACUAAAGACUUUCCAAUGUUCCAACUCAUCAAGGAUACUGAAUAUUGCAUCCAGAACCUACCAGAAGACACAGAUAAGGACUGUAUAAGACCAAUAUUAUUAGUAAUCAUUACAACAGCUUAA
This is a messenger RNA of Ceutorhynchus assimilis (cabbage seed weevil), 1542 nucleotides long. Lineage: Eukaryota; Metazoa; Arthropoda; Insecta; Coleoptera; Curculionidae. The record is from the annotation of a GenBank genome assembly.